This is a messenger RNA of Verticillium alfalfae VaMs.102, 2094 nucleotides long. RefSeq names its product C6 zinc finger domain-containing protein. Lineage: Eukaryota; Fungi; Ascomycota; Sordariomycetes; Glomerellales; Plectosphaerellaceae. Gene Ontology annotation, molecular function: DNA-binding transcription factor activity, RNA polymerase II-specific; transcription cis-regulatory region binding; zinc ion binding. Gene Ontology annotation, biological process: positive regulation of transcription by RNA polymerase II. Gene Ontology annotation, cellular component: nucleus. The coding region runs from base 1 to 2094 and encodes 697 amino acids. The record is from RefSeq and is a predicted model, not a curated record. The transcript has a single exon.
AUGCCUGACGAAACUUUCUCGUCACCCUCGCCGUCCUCUCCUCUCUCUACAUCCAUACCGAGGCCGAAACCCAAGAAGAAGCGGACCCGCACAGGGUGCCUCAAUUGCCGUCGCAAGAAGCGCAAAUGCGAUGAGGCCCAACCCUCAUGCAGCGGCUGCGCUCGGCGGAGAGAGGUGUGCAGAUGGGGCCUCAAGGUGACGUUUCGGGACGAAAACGCGCAGACAAUAUGUAGGGAUCACCCAUCUAUGAAGGUUCCAAAGAGGCGACCAAAGGGGUUCGAAAUCCUAGACGUCACGGAUGAAGUUAUUCGGGAGUAUCACAACCCAAUUGACUUCGAGGUGGACAGCGAGGAGGGGGAGUCGCCGCGAUGUCAAGCCGUGCCGUCGCCUGUGGGGAGGAGGAGGUACGAGAAACCAGGAGGCAGUCGACAGCUUUGCUUGCCGAUGGAGAGGGCAAAUCUUAGAAACCAGGAACCAGCCGACUUGGCCGAUUUUGGGGAUUCGCCUUCGGCAGCCUCGCACAUUAUCACUGACAGUGCUGUUGCUAACCUCCUGCUCUUCAGCCAAGGUGGAGCGAAUGCGUCGCAUGACCUGGCAAGCUCCUUGUCGCAGCACACCCAGUUCGACUCAUUGGAAAGGCUACCGGUGAACCCUAUUGUCCACGAGUCCCCGAUUCUCGAGCAGGUCUUUGAUUUUGGGGAACAGCUCUUCAGCCCUGAAGGGUCAUACGACGAUGGCAUCUUCCUGCCGGGAUCGGCUUACCAUGAGCUGCACUCGACCCUCAGGAACCACCUUAUCCAGGAGGUGAGGUCUAACGUUCCAACACGACCUGGAACCCCAACCCAAGGUGUUGAGGAUGUCUACAAAGAGCACUCCGUCAGGUCGGGCACAUCUUUAACAAGCGACGAAGUUCUCAUCCAGAAUGACCUAGCCUCGGACCAUGAGCCCCCUAGUCUAUCCAAACAAGAGGAGACUGUGCUAUGGAAGAACUGGUUCGAAGAGAUAUCGCCGUGGCUGGACAAAUUCGACAACCAGUGUCAUUUUCAGAAUGUGCUGCCCACCUUGGCUCGUGACCACGACCACUUGCGAUAUUCCAUGCUCGCCUUGUCGGCUCGACAGCUCGAGCUCAAAGACUCCAACCGAGCCACAGACCGCAGCCUCGCCCUUUACCAGGAAGCCAUCCAUCUGCUCCUCCCCCAGCUCUCAACCCGAACGACGCCAGUCAUCGCUUCGUGCGUCGUCCUCUGUGUUCUCGAAAUGUGCAGCUGCUCCCCCAAAGCCUGGCGCCGCCAUCUCGACGGCUGCGCCAGUCUCAUGGAAGCCGUGCAGAUGACGGGCUUCUCUGGUGGUCUGGAGCAGGCCCUAUUCUGGUGCUUCGCCCGCAUGGACGUCUGCGGCGGUCUCAUCUCCUCCGUCAAGACCCUCAUCCCCGCCUCCCGCUGGACCGGCUCCCCACACAGCGCAGCAUCAUCCCUCGACGCCGACGUCGCCCUCUUCCGCUCGGCCACGACGUUCGACAUGUGGGCCAACUACUCCGUCUACCUCGUCGCCCAAGUCCUCGACCUCCUCGCACCCCUGGCCGCGGCCAACCCAGGCGGUCUCUUCUUCGACGGGCCCCGCAGCGACGCCGGCUACCGCACGUCGUGGGCGCGCCUGUGGCGGCACGUCGAGGCCUGGCACGCCCUCCGCCCGCCCGCGAUGCACCACGUCCUCGCGACGCCGUCAACGCCCUCGGACCCGUUCCCGACCGUCCUCUACAGCAAUGCCGCUGCCGUGUCGGGCAACCAGCUGCACCACACGGCCGCGCUGCUGAUGCUGCAGAACCGCCCGCCGGGCCUCAGGCUCGCGCCGCGCCCGAGGUCGGCGCUCUGGCACGCACGGCGGAUUUGCGGGAUCAGCAUGACGAACCACCACCACGGUGCGUGGACGAAUAGCAUCCAGCCGCUGUGGAUCGCUGGGCGGUGCAUGAGCCAUCCGGCCGAGCAUGCGGCCAUUUUAGAGCUGCUAGGGAGGAUCGAACGGGAGAGUGGUUGGGGGACUAAGUGGCGGGCGGAUGAUCUCAAAGACUUCUGGGGGGACCUGGGGGAGGAUUGA